Molecule: messenger RNA, 606 nt
Organism: Vicia villosa (hairy vetch)
Lineage: Eukaryota; Viridiplantae; Streptophyta; Magnoliopsida; Fabales; Fabaceae
Exons: 2
Coding region: 1-606 (201 amino acids)
Source: RefSeq, a predicted model, not a curated record
AUGAGAAGACUAAGGUAUACAAGCUCCAGAAAGCUUUAUACGGCCUUAAACAAGCACCGAGAGCUUGGUUUAGCAGAAUUGAAGCAUACUUCAGAAACACGGGCUUUGAUCGUUAGCCUAUAUGUUGAUGAUUUGAUUUAUACUGGGAAUGAUGAAGCUAUGUUGAAAGAAUUCAAACAAUCAAUGAUAGAGGAAUUUGAAAUGUCCGAUUUGGGAAGAAUGCACUACUUCCUUGGCUUAGAGGUUAUGCAGCUUGAUAGUGGAAUCUUCAUCUCUCAAAAGAGAUAUGCCAAGGAGGUCUUGAAAAAGUUUGGGAUGGAUAAAAGCAAAUUGGUCCUAAAUCCUAAUGUUCUUGAGGUUAAAAUUGAUAAAAAUGAUACAGGUGUGACAGUAGACGGCUCCAUGUUCAAGCAACUUGUUGGUAGCUUGAUAUAUUUGACCACUACCAGACCAGAUCUGAUGUAUGCAGUUAGUGUAGUCAGUAGAUAUAUGGAAAAGCCAACUGAGAUGCACCUUAUGAAAGCAAAGAGAAUACUGAGGAAAAACACCUCGGGCUAUGCCUUUAUACUUAGCAAUGCAGUGGUGGCAUGGUCAUCAAGGAAAUAA